Molecule: messenger RNA, 729 nt
Organism: Quercus lobata
Lineage: Eukaryota; Viridiplantae; Streptophyta; Magnoliopsida; Fagales; Fagaceae
Exons: 3
Coding region: 1-729 (242 amino acids)
Source: RefSeq, a predicted model, not a curated record
AUGGUUUCUGAUGAUGCGGAAAAAAUCACCAAUAAGCCACAUGGUCCUCGCACGCUCGAAACAACACCUGCACAGCAAAAAGAGAAGACCAAACAGAGAGCACUGGGUUCUGGAAAAUCAUUUACGAGGAACUCCUCGAGCCGCCGUGCAUUUAAUGCUCUGGAUAAAUGGCGCAUUUUUAUUAGCUCUGCUUCUGACGAGGGCAUCACUUCGUCUUCCGUACUUAGAUUGGAUCCGUCACUUGUAGGUAGUAAGAUAUCAAGUGACGCGUUGUGUGAGGAGUCAUCAGUUUGCGAAGGAGCGGGCUACGACGAGGCCUUUGGUUUUGGUGAUGAGUCAGAAGACUUCUCACCUUCGUCAGAGAGAGAGACGUUGGCCCAAUCUCCCUAUGGUGAUGAGAGUUAUACUGAGGGGGGUGAGGAGGCGGAACAUGGAGGAGAGGAUGAAGUAGAAGAGGGAAGAAAGGAAAGUGGAAGUGACGGGGACGACGUUAAUGUUGACGGGGAUGAUGUUGAUGUUGACAGGGAUGAUGGUGACGGUGAUGAGGAAUCUAGUGAAGGGUCCUCAGAGGGUCCCGGGGAUAACCGUCCUUUCAUUCUUCCUGAGGACUGGGCCGUCAACAAGUUUUUACCUAUGAUGAGUAAUAAGGUUUUUAGGGAGUUGUGUGCCUAUUACCAGAUUCCAGACCAUAUCUCGAUUCGUCUCCCUAGAGAGAACGAGAGAUGUUGA